This is a messenger RNA of Talaromyces proteolyticus, 864 nucleotides long. Its product is annotated as putative RTM1-like protein. The transcript is spliced from 3 exons. The coding region runs from base 1 to 864 and encodes 287 amino acids. The record is from RefSeq and is a predicted model, not a curated record. Gene Ontology annotation, cellular component: membrane. Lineage: Eukaryota; Fungi; Ascomycota; Eurotiomycetes; Eurotiales; Trichocomaceae.
AUGGCGGAUUCCAACAGCGAUUUCAAGCUGUAUCGCUAUGACCCUUCCAUGGCAGCAGCAGUCAUAUUCGUUAUUUUGUUCUUGGGCGCCACCGCAAUUCAUACCUGGCAGCUUCUGCAGACUCGAACUUGGUACUUUAUACCAUUUGUGAUUGGCGGAUACUAUGACGCUGAUAUCUCUUCUACCUAUAAGCGAUGCAUGUCAAGUCACCAGAGCCCUAACUGGACCGUGGGCCCAUAUGUCAUGCAAACAUUAUUGUUACUCAUUGCACCAACUCUCUUCGCAGCCAGUAUCUAUAUGGAGUUAGGACGGAUAAUUCUCCUCACGAAGGGAGAGUCGUACGCCCCUAUUCCACGACGGUUUUUAACGAAGAUAUUUGUUUGUGGAGAUGUUAUCUCUUUCCUUAUGCAAGGCGCUGGUGGUGGUAUAAUGGCAAGCGGGUCAGUAAGCUCAUUGCAGACCGGCGAAAAUAUUAUCAUCGGGGGUCUUGUUGUUCAACUCUUGUUCUUUUUGUUCUUCAUCGGCACUGCAAUCGUUUUCCACUGGCGCCUACGGCUGAAACCCGCAAAUCGUGUUUGGAUUCCAUGGGAGAAACAUCUCUACACCCUAUACAGCGGUAGUUGUCUAAUCCUCAUUCGUUCGCUUUACCGCCUCGUGGAAUAUGCCCAGGGAAAUAACGGAUACUUUAUGACACACGAAGUGUAUAUUUACCUGUUCGACGCUGUUCUGAUGCUGGGAUUAAUGACUCUUUUCGGCUGGGUCCAUCCAAGCGAGGUCAAUGCAUAUCUGAAGCACGGAAUUGGAGGAAAGGCCGUCAGGCGAGUGUUUUCAGUCUAUUCCCCAAACACAGAUUGUGGAAUCUGA